Messenger RNA from Scutellospora calospora, 226 nucleotides. The record is from the annotation of a GenBank genome assembly. NCBI's taxonomy places the organism in Eukaryota, Fungi, Glomeromycota, Glomeromycetes, Diversisporales, Gigasporaceae.
AGUUGAUCCGGAUCUCUAUCAACAAUGUGAAGCUAAGGUAGUCGAGUUAGAAUAUCUAGCAAAAUACCUUAGAGAAAAAUUAUCUAUUAAUAAUUUAAGACAUGUAAGAAAUGCCAUUAAUAAUAUGGACCGAGUGUUUACUAUGAUAAAUGACAUAAAAUCAUCACAAUGCAAUUCAAGAUGUAGUAAUAUAUGGAAUGCGAAGCCAUGGACCAUGUUUUUGUAA